Molecule: messenger RNA, 620 nt
Organism: Zymoseptoria tritici IPO323
Lineage: Eukaryota; Fungi; Ascomycota; Dothideomycetes; Mycosphaerellales; Mycosphaerellaceae
Exons: 5
Coding region: 55-594 (179 amino acids)
Source: RefSeq, a predicted model, not a curated record
CAAGUUCAAACAACCUACACACACAAAGACAACACAAACAUCCCUUGAUUCACCAUGCAUUUCUCCCACAUCUUGCCCUAUCUGAUCGCCGGCGUGUCGGCCAUUGACCUCUAUGCCUCGCGAUCAAACACCUGCGGUGCGGCCGACGGCACCGUCAUCUGCAGAAACGUGAACCCCACAGAGUGCUGUCCUCGUGCUUCAGGCAAUGCCUUCCGCAGCAUCGAGGUCCGCGCCAUUCCGACCAGUUGGCGCAUUACCGGCCAGGCCUUCAAUGGAGGUGAUUGCAGAAACGUCCUCUACGUAGUUCAGUCCAACGGCCGGGAGAACAUCUGUCUCGGCAACAGUGACUACUCCGGCGGCUCCUAUAUCUUCCAAAACUUGAGGCGCUCCAUCGACGCCGCUCCUCAGGAAGCCUGUCCUGCAUCGGGCUGCAACGUCCGUAGGGGCAACGAGAUGGUCUUCGAGGGUGGCCCGAGUUACAACAUGUCUGCGCUUGAUGAGUCGGACUAUGAUGAAUUGCUCAGCAUCUUCGAGACUGGAGCUCAUUGGACCGAGUUUCCGGCCAAAUUCGACGAUUACAAGAUUGCGCAGUAGGUGGAAAAGCAUUGGGAGCGGAAACU